AUGUGCCCACCCCAGGCCCAGGCAGAGGUGGGCCCCACCAUGACAGAGAAAGCAGAGAUGGUGUGUGCCCCCAGUCCAGCACCCACUUCACCCUGUGAGACAGCCUCGCCGGGGCCCCCAAAAGUGGAAGAGGUGGGCCACCCAGGUUCCUCGCCCCCCAGGCUGCCCCCUGGGGUGCCGGUGAUCAGCCUGGGCCACACCAGGCCCCCAGGGGCAAGCGUGCCCACCACGGAGCUGACUGCCCUUCGGCCCCCUCUGCUGCCACUUUCUGCCCUGGGAACUGCCCCACCCGCCCUGGCCCUGCAUUAUCACCCUCACCCCUUCCUCAACAGCCUCUACAUUGGGCCGGUAGGACCUUUUGGCAUCUUCCCCAGCAGCCGGCUGAAAAGGAGACCAAGUCACUGUGAGCUGGACCUGUCUGAAGGUCACCAGCCUCAGAAGGUGGCCCGGCGCGUGUUCACCAACAGCCGCGAGCGCUGGCGGCAGCAGAACGUGAACGGCGCCUUCGCUGAGCUCAGGAAGCUGCUGCCAACGCACCCGCCCGACCGGAAGCUGAGCAAAAAUGAGGUGCUCCGCCUGGCCAUGAAGUAUAUAGGCUUCCUAGUGCGGCUGCUGCGUGACCAGGCGGCCGCGCUGGCCUCAGGCCCCACCCCGUCCGGGGCCCGCCGACGGCCGCCUCACCGUUGCCCUGAAGAUGGCGUGCGCCGGGGGCCGGGACGCAGGGUCGAGUCGGCUGCGCGCUCGCAGCCCACACCGCUCACGGGCCCCGACGACUGCCCAGCCGAGGCGAUGCGGCCCAUCAAGACCGAGAGGGGGCUGCCGGAGCAGGCGACCGUGGGCCCGGAGGUACGGUGA
Messenger RNA from Chrysochloris asiatica (Cape golden mole), 855 nucleotides. RefSeq names its product lymphoblastic leukemia associated hematopoiesis regulator 1 (gene LYL1). The transcript is spliced from 3 exons. The record is from RefSeq and is a predicted model, not a curated record. Gene Ontology annotation, biological process: regulation of transcription by RNA polymerase II. The coding region runs from base 1 to 855 and encodes 284 amino acids. NCBI's taxonomy places the organism in Eukaryota, Metazoa, Chordata, Mammalia, Afrosoricida, Chrysochloridae. Gene Ontology annotation, molecular function: RNA polymerase II cis-regulatory region sequence-specific DNA binding; protein dimerization activity; DNA-binding transcription factor activity, RNA polymerase II-specific.